Messenger RNA from Daldinia caldariorum, 767 nucleotides. RefSeq lists its product as uncharacterized. The record is from RefSeq and is a predicted model, not a curated record. The transcript is spliced from 3 exons. Bases 76 to 612 code for a protein of 178 amino acids. NCBI's taxonomy places the organism in Eukaryota, Fungi, Ascomycota, Sordariomycetes, Xylariales, Hypoxylaceae.
CCUGAUUUUAUCAUUUACUGAACCUCCCAGUGUUAGAUAUAUAAUAUUCUUCCCCAUCUCAUAAAGUGUAGAAGCAUGCCUGCCACGCUUGGAAGUGUUAUGCCCACUACAGCGAAAAUGCGAUUCUUGACACUUCUUUCCGUCGGCGUCUUGGCGCCCAUCAUCAGUGCUACACCGGUCGCAAAUGACGGGGCUCUCGUCAAAAGAGAAAAUCUAUGCAAUUUGAAAGCUCCUCCUUCUCUCUGCCAGCCGGAUCCAUCUGUCACCGUGGAAGAGACGGCACAGAGAGCCUAUGAUUUCUACCGUGCGUUUGUAGUCGAUGGAGAUCCCAGGAAGAUGUUCUCCUUAAUAGAUUCAACUUAUAAACAACACCACCCGGGUUACGGGUCUGGGCCUAACAACAUCUGGGGCAUCUUCUGCAGUGGGAAUAAACUGGGAAGCGAAACAAACACAGCCUGGUGUUUUGAUGCUAGUACCAACAUGUCAUACGCACAAUACUCAACUACUGACAGAUGGCUUUGGCUUGAUGGUUGCGUUCAUGAACAUUGGGACCAAGGUGAGAGGAUCCCAAAGGAGAAGUGCUAUCAGUUGAAUCCGGGGACCACGUCUUAGUUGUAUCGUCUGUUGAACUUGGAUGCGCGUCAAUAGCUGUUGGUACGGGAAAAGCUCAGAGAGGACAUUGACAGCGACUCAGUUUCUUCCCUAGAAAAACAAGUUUCUCCCAAAAUAGUAUAUACAGGAUCUUUGCCACCGAUUUUUGACUUAUU